GAGCGGCGAGUGUAAAACCUGGCGUUUGGCGCAGCUGAUCUACCUGCGAACAACGACAAGAGCGAGAUCGCAUGCAUGGGACGCAGGGACAAGGAGGAUAGGCGCUGCGCGGCAAGUGCUUGCCCGGUCAAUAGAAUCAUUCUAGGCACCGCCGCUGCUGCUACUGCUCCUUUCCUCCUUCAACCUUCACACAUUCCUCGACCGCCUUUCUCCCUUCAUCCUCGUUCAUCCGAUGUACAGCACGCAUCUCAACCCAACGUCUUCGGAAUCUCCCAUCUCCUUACCCGCAGCCGCCGGCCACAUGCGCCAAACCUCUAAGCGGCCCGUCGUCCCUCGAGUUAUUGGCCACCAACAACUCAUUCUCCGGGACGCUUCACGAGACUAAUACACCCUCCGCGAGAUUCAUACACCUUCCGCGAGCUUCUCAGCCCAGGGAGCAAGAUGGCACAUUUGCUCUCCUUAUGAUCCAGCCCCCAAUAGACGUUCAGCGUUCUCCUUGCGUGAGCUCUUCUCCCUCUGCAGUUUCCCCUGUCUAGCGCG
This is a messenger RNA of Schizophyllum commune H4-8, 540 nucleotides long. RefSeq lists its product as uncharacterized. The transcript has a single exon. Bases 76 to 318 code for a protein of 80 amino acids. NCBI's taxonomy places the organism in Eukaryota, Fungi, Basidiomycota, Agaricomycetes, Agaricales, Schizophyllaceae. The record is from RefSeq and is a predicted model, not a curated record.